Didymodactylos carnosus is the source of this 1241-nucleotide messenger RNA. The record is from the annotation of a GenBank genome assembly. Lineage: Eukaryota; Metazoa; Rotifera; Eurotatoria; Philodinida; Philodinidae.
AGUUUCAUUCCAUGAAAAGUUACUUGAAAUCAGACAAAAAUCUCUCCUUCCAAACCAUCCGAAUUUGGUUACCAGCUAUAACAACAUCGGGUCGGUGUAUGACAAGAUGGGAGAGUACACGAAAGCACUUUCAUUCGUUGAAAAGUCACUUGACAUCUUAAAAAAUCAAUAAAUUUUCAUAAUAGCCACAAAACUAGAUGAAAAACACAAAAAAAAAAAUGUAAAAGAUCAUUAUUUUAACACGGCGCACGAACUUUUUCGUCACCCUAAUAUCACAACAGAGUACUCGUAAGCACUUUCAUUCCAUGAAAAGUCCUUUGAAAUCUAUCAGAAAUCUCUCCGUCCAAAUCAUCCGGAGUUGGUUACCAGCUAUAACAACUUUGGGUCGGUGUAUGAGAAGAUGGGAGAGUAAUUAGAGAAAUUUUAACAACAAUUGAAUCAUUUUUAAAACGGCCUUCUACUGAACUUUUAUCAGCAACAAAACAAAAUGUUACAAAAAGCAAGCAGUACUUUUAAAGCUGGACUUUCAGCGAAUCUAAUGACGUGCAAAUGACGGCCUCAACCCUGAACACAAAAAACUAGAUAGGUUUGUAAAAUUGCAUGCCGGCACUUUAGAGGGCUAGUUUGGGACAUCCAUGCUGGACAGGCUUUUAACUUCGAAAUUGAUCGAACACCAUUUUUAUGUUCGGUUUUUAAUGGUGAAUCCGAAAGCUGCAAAACAAUGGAAAGCCGAGAUCUUAAAAGAUUUUUCGAGUUUUACGUCCUUCAAGCUUUUUAAACUUUUUACCAUGAAAAAGAUUAUUUCAAAAAUUAAAAGGUGCAUUUCUUAACGAGCUCAAUGCACUCUGUCCAACGAUGUAUAAAUGAAAAGAAAAAAACUAGUGAUACAAAGUCGUAUUACAGGCACCUAACAUUCAGAACGAUAGAAUCAGAUGACAAAUCUAUCUAUUUCUGAAACUCUACAUCUUAUAGUCAUUUCUUGACAGAUGAAAUCUCUUAUUCAAGAACACUUAAAUUAUUUACUGGAUAGUGAAAUAACAAGUGAUGUUGUAUUACAACAAUUUAUUGAUUUAAAUAAUGAACAAAAUGAAAUAUUUCAGGUUAAACAUAUUAAUAUAUUUGAGGACGUUAUUAAUGAAAAAUUAAAAGAAUUAACACAACAUGAAAUCGUCAUUAGUAAUGCCAAUACUAAUUAUAAACAUAUUACGAAUUUAACAGAAAAUGUAGAGUAUUAUUAUUAA